GUCUGCUCCUCGUGUUUUCUGUCACGGUUUGUUUGGUAGGGGGCAGUAGCGAGCUAAAGUAGGACCGAUACACAAUUGUAUGAAAAGAAGAAGACAAGAUGAGCUCUAAAAAGGUGUUGGAAAUAUUCUACGACGUAGUGUCUCCCUACUCUUGGCUGGGGUUCGAGGUGCUCUGUCGCUACAGAAAUGUGUGGAACAUUGAUCUCAAGUUGCGACCUGCUUUUUUGGGAGGCGUUAUGCACGGUUCAGGUAACAGACCUCCUGGUGUGAUUCCAAAUAAAUUCAUGUACAUGACAAAGGACUUGCAGCGGCUGUCCAAGUAUUUCAAUGUGCCCCUGUCCUCUCCUGCGAACCCUUUUGAGGCCAUGUUUGAGAAAGGUUCUCUGGCAGCAAUGCGUUUUGUGACAGCGGUGGCUGAGAGGGAGGCAGGUGGUGAUGCCCAGGUGGAGAAGGUGUCCAGAGAGCUGUGGAUGAGGAUCUGGAGCACCGAUCAAGACAUUACCCAGCCUGCCUCACUGGCAGAGGCUGCAAGUAAGGCCGGACUCUCAGCCAAUGAGAUUGAGGAGCUGCUGAAGUUGUCCAAGUCCCAGGCAAUCAAAGACAAGUUGAAGGGCAGCACACAGGAAGCACUGGAGUACGGGGCGUUCGGCUUCCCUCUGGUUAUCUGCCAUGUGGAUGGGACGCGAGAGCCCUUCUUCGGUUCGGACAGGUUUGAGCUGAUGGCUCAUUGCAUAGGGGAAACAUGGGUGGGACCACAGCCAAACAAGCCCACUGCCAAAAUGUGAAAUAUCCUUGAUAACAGAUCCACAAUGAACUGUAGCAUCACAUCAAUGUAACUGUAGAUAGUUUACUCUACAAAAAUGAAUUAGGCAUAAUUUAAUAUGUGCCUUUGUAAAUGUAUAACCAUUUAUCAACCCCUUAUAGCCUGUAUAUUAAAUUUAACAUCAGAAUUCUGAAUCGUUGAUUACCGGUAUGCUGCAUUUAAAUAUGCAGAGACAGAACUACACACGUGUGCCUUAACAAAAAUGCUGCGUUCCAGAAAUACAUGCGAUUGUGACGAUUGUGUGAAUUUUAAUUUUUAAAUAAAUCAGAAAAAAAGGG
Engraulis encrasicolus (European anchovy) is the source of this 1101-nucleotide messenger RNA. RefSeq names its product glutathione S-transferase kappa 1-like. Gene Ontology annotation, biological process: glutathione metabolic process. Gene Ontology annotation, molecular function: glutathione transferase activity; glutathione peroxidase activity. Gene Ontology annotation, cellular component: mitochondrion; peroxisome. Bases 99 to 785 code for a protein of 228 amino acids. Lineage: Eukaryota; Metazoa; Chordata; Actinopteri; Clupeiformes; Engraulidae. The transcript has 8 exons. The record is from RefSeq and is a predicted model, not a curated record.